Molecule: messenger RNA, 1674 nt
Organism: Pedinophyceae sp. YPF-701
Lineage: Eukaryota; Viridiplantae; Chlorophyta; Pedinophyceae
Source: the annotation of a GenBank genome assembly
AUGGCGGCGCUCGGCAUAUCCUCGAGCAGCGAGGCGAGCAGCUAUGUCAGCGUCUUGGUGGAGACCGAGACGAAGCGCACCAUAUCUCACGAGAAACUCCAGGCAGUUCUCGAAUGGCUGAUCAGCAAAGUGAACGAGAAGGACACGCCCCAAGGCCCGUCCCUGGAGGACUUCAAUGCGCUGAAAGAGCAAAUGAAGGACAUGGCUCCAAAGGCCGACGUUGACGCGUUGAAGGAGAAGGUCGAUGCGAUGGGCAAGGAACAGGCCCAGCUGAAGGAGCGGAUGGACAAGGCGGAGUCCCGCGUGCAGCGCUUGACGGAGCUGCAGGAGCCGAUGCUGGAGUGGGCCGAGAACGUGGACACGGGGAUGGACGGGCUCCGGGAGCGGAUGAAGGCCCUCGAGGACCGCAUGCAGCGCCUGCGCGAGAUGCAGGACCCGCAGCUCGAGUGGGCCGAGACGAUCGACGCCGCGCUCGAGGGCCUGAAGCAGGCCGUCGGAACAUGCCAGGACGACUGCGACGCCCUCCGCGACGCGCUCAACAGCACGAGCAGCGCCCCGGUGCCCCCCGUCCCCGUGCGCGCCCCCUCCCUGCGCAUGGACCCCACGGAGCUGUCCGACCUCAAGACGCGCGUGCGCAAGUUGGAGAACGCGGCGGGCAAGCUGCCGGACUUCGAGGAGCUGGAGAAGCGGCUCGGGAACAAGGUGGACCGCGACGAGAUGGAGGCGGCGAUGCAGCACGAGGAGCCCGCGGAGAUGCCCGCGAGCGGCGACGUGGACCCGGACGCGCUGGCGCAGCUGUCGCGCGCGGUGGCGCAGCAGGGGCAGAAGCUCCGGCAGACGGACGCGAGCCUGAAGGGUCUGCGGGACGACAUGGACGGCCGGCUGAAGGGGCUGCAGGAGGCGGUGAACGACGCGGCGGCCGCGGCGCGCGAGGCGGCGGACAUCGGGCGCCGCGCGGACAGCGCGGCCGCGGACGCGCAGGAGGGCGUGACGGCGCUGGAGACCAAGAAGGCGGACCGGCGGGAGCUCGCGGGCCUCGGCGGCGGCGUGGGCGACGAGGCGCUGCGGGAGCUGAAGCAAGAGGUGGACCAGGCAACGGCGGACACGCGCUCGCUGGCGUACGCGACGCUCCUGCUGGCGAUCGGGGACCGCGCGCACGCCCACGUGGCGGAGGAGGACACGCGCGAGCACAUCCGGAAGGCGUCGGAGCGCAUGCGGGGGAAGGUGCAGCCGCAGGCGGCGUCGUCGUUCGUGUCCGUGGCGGGCGCGGGGGAGGCCGCGGGGGACGCGAACGACGACGCGCCCGCGCCGGUGGCGGCCGCGGAGGCCAGCGGCGGGGCGCCGUCCGCGGGCGGCGGCGACGGCAGCAAGGGCCCGGCGCUGGGCGGAGGGCCGCGCCCGCGGGCGGAGACGGCGCCGGCGCGGGCGGCGAGGGCGAGGGCGAGGCGGGGCCGCGCUCGGGCGGCGAGGCCGGCGAGAAGGCCAGCGCGUCGGAGUCGGAGGCGAAGGCCGCGGACGAGACGGAAGGUCUGCCCGGGGUGGUGGGGAGCAAGGACGAGCCCGCGGAGCCGCUGGUGGUGCUGUACGACAUGCUGGGCAACGGCCUCGUGCGCGAGAAGGGCGACAAGCAGGCCCUGCGCCGCCUGGCCGAGUGGGUCGACGACAACACCGUGA